This is a messenger RNA of Pyrus x bretschneideri (Chinese white pear), 874 nucleotides long. RefSeq names its product photosynthetic NDH subunit of lumenal location 2, chloroplastic-like. Gene Ontology annotation, biological process: photosynthetic electron transport chain; photosynthesis. Gene Ontology annotation, molecular function: calcium ion binding. The coding region runs from base 67 to 675 and encodes 202 amino acids. The record is from RefSeq and is a predicted model, not a curated record. Gene Ontology annotation, cellular component: extrinsic component of membrane; photosystem II oxygen evolving complex; photosystem II. NCBI's taxonomy places the organism in Eukaryota, Viridiplantae, Streptophyta, Magnoliopsida, Rosales, Rosaceae. The transcript has 2 exons.
UCCACAAGUGAGUCCAUCGCCAUACUUUGAUGAAAAUUCGAACUUGUUCAUAUUUUCCCCAAAGCCAUGGGCAGCUUCACGAACACCACCACAUCCUUCCUCCAAUUCCACAUCGUCACCAAACCCCAAAAUUUCCGUCACAAAAUCUCACUGCCGGUAAUCAGAGCAUCCUUUCCAGGAGAAGAGCACGAACAAGAAAAUAAUGCCACGAGUCGAAGAAAAAUUGUGACAACAUUUUUGGUCACUACAAUGGCACUUGGGGCACAUCAACACGGGGUUGCCACACCGCUUGGACUAGCCGAAAAUUGGGGCGUUCGUUCGUUUAUAAGGGAACGUUUUUUCGAGCCUGGACUUUCGCCCGAAGAUGCAGUGGCUAGGAUUAGGCAGACUGCCGAAGGGCUACAUAGCAUGAGGGACAUGUUGGAGGCCAUGGCUUGGAGGUACGUCAUAUUUUACAUUCGUCUAAAGUCUGCCUAUCUUUCGCAAGACUUGAAAAAUGCUGUGAAUUUGGUGCCGGAAGCUCGCCGGAGUGAGUAUGCUAAGACGGCCAAUGAAUUGGUGGAUAACAUGGCAGAGCUUGAUUAUUAUGUUCGAACGCCGAAGGUAUAUGAAUCGUACUUGUACUACGAGAAGACAUUGAAAUCGAUCGAUGAUUUGGUUGCACUAUUGGCAUAGUUCUAGUGGCUCGGGUUAAUAUUCUGAGUGGCUUGCAUUAAAACCAAAUAUGUUUGGGUAAAUAAUAAAUAUAGAAGUGCAUGAACUAAUGCAAUUUUCGUAGAUUUGUGAUUAGAUUCAUUUGGAUUAGCUGUACAACUACAUCAUUGCAAUUGAAAAAAUAAAUAAAUCAAGAUAUUGCAGAUUGUAAGAUGCAAAA